AUGGCAAUUGAACAAACGGAUGUGGAAAAAUUUACCAAUUUAUUACCAUUUAUUGUUGAAACGGUGUCACGAUCAAUCUCUGACACAACAUCGGCGUUAUUGAAAAACGAAUUAUCUAAUCCAUCAAAAACUAAGACUUUACGUGUGGUGAAUUUUGAUAAAGAAGAACCAAAUUGGUCGUACAUACCAGCUAAAUGGAUACAAGUUGUGAAAUUCGAAUGCGACAGUCAAUUAAAUUGUACUCAAAUAGAUCAGCAAUGGAACAUUAGAAUUGCUUCAAAUCCUUUUGCUGAAGGUGGAAUGCGUUUAGCUUAUUAUGGUCUAAUGAGAUAUAAAGAUAGAGAGGAAAAAGUUGUUCUUAAAGAAUAUAAACAAGUGGAUAAGAAAGCCAACAUUCAAGAGAAAUAUUUCGAUUUAUUAGAAUGUCAAACCAUUGCUGAUUUUCUCGCACAAGAAUUUAACAGAUUACCAUCUAUCAGUAAUUUAACAAUCGUCAAAAAGAUUAAAUUUAUUAUGUUGAAAUUAGUUUUCGAUCGAUCCAUUGAAGGAGGACCUCGUAACUCGACACUGGAACGUUUCACCGAAGGUUCUUAUAAGAAGUUUUCAAACAAUGCUGGUUACGUCAAUAUGGAUGACCCAGCAUAUACUCUUCAAGCAUUUUCACAUUGGACUUACGAACGAACAAUGGGAGAUAUGAUUGUUGUCGAUCUACAAGGAAUUGAUAUUGGAGAUAAUCAAACAUAUUUACUGACAGAUCCUUGUAUUCAUUCAACUAGUGUGAUGAGAUUUGGAAAAACUAAUUUGGGAAAUCCAGGAAUCAAACGAUUCUUUCAAACACGUGUGUAA
Messenger RNA from Adineta ricciae, 846 nucleotides. Lineage: Eukaryota; Metazoa; Rotifera; Eurotatoria; Adinetida; Adinetidae. The record is from the annotation of a GenBank genome assembly.